This is a messenger RNA of Cooperia oncophora, 474 nucleotides long. Lineage: Eukaryota; Metazoa; Nematoda; Chromadorea; Rhabditida; Trichostrongylidae. The record is from the annotation of a GenBank genome assembly.
AUGAAAAGAAAAUAUUCAGGAUCUUUGGUCAUGUUUCCAUUCGACGCGAUUAACCAAAGGAAGGUGCUUUACACGCCUAGACGUGCCGAAAUCGACAAAGUUACAGUGCAUCCAUUAGAUCAGACGGUCCAGUUCGUGACUGAGGUUGGUGAGGAGUUACAACGGGCUGCUGCGUUAUUCAGGGAGAAUGCAGAAUUUCUGUUGAACCCUUAUCAGGAGCUGAAGCAUUAUAAUCUGAGUUCGGCAUCCGUCCGGCUUCGAUAUCAAGGCAAGGGACGGUCUCAUCCUGCAAGCGUACCUCAGUCUCCCCACCUGAGGCUGCGCUCCGAAGUGCUCAGGAUGUUCCGGCCUCAGAUCGCAACUACGCCAACCUUGGAUUGCUCCCUGUCGAUCCUCAGAAACUUAUCGUCUCUGUUCAUGGUGGUCCAAAUGACAGAGAUUCUUAUGGAUUAUCGCUUGAGAAUGUAUUUCUAA